Messenger RNA from Maudiozyma saulgeensis, 3168 nucleotides. Lineage: Eukaryota; Fungi; Ascomycota; Saccharomycetes; Saccharomycetales; Saccharomycetaceae. The record is from the annotation of a GenBank genome assembly.
AUGAGUAUUACCGAGGACUAUUGGGCGCAAUUGGCCCCAUAUCAACAGAAUGUCCAAAAGGGGGAUCACGAAUUGAAUAAAAAGACAUAUCUUUUAAAGAAUACUGGUGCCCAAAACUUUAAUAUUCAGAACACAGUCAAGAGAUUUCAACAUCUUUUAAAAAUUAGUGGUUUGUUUAAGCAUUUUAUUGAGAGUAAAGCUGCAAAGGAUGAAAGAUUUAAGAAAGUAUUAGAUAUCUUGAAUGAAAAGGAGUUAGUACGGUCCUCAGAGGGAUCGAGUCAUAAGGAUGCAAGACAUAGAAAGAGUGAAAGAGAGGAAGAUGCUGAAUUGUUGAAAGAAGAAGAGGAUGAAGAUGAAGAUGAAAACUCUCAAUCUAUGUCAUCCAGGGAAUUUCAAUUUAGGGAAUCACCGAUAUAUAUCGAUGGUAGUUUAAGACCUUACCAAAUACAAGGUUUGAAUUGGUUGAUCUCUUUACAUAAGAGUGGACUUGCCGGUAUACUGGCAGAUGAAAUGGGUCUUGGUAAGACACUACAGACGAUAUCGUUUCUUGGAUAUUUAAGAUAUAUUGAAAAAAUACAGGGACCCUUCUUGGUUAUUGCUCCAAAAUCAACUUUAAAUAAUUGGCUUAGAGAAAUUAAUAAAUGGACACCAGAGGUAAAUGCUUUUAUUUUACAGGGUGAUAAAGAUGAAAGAGCUAAAUUGGUUUCGAAUACUUUAAUGGAAUGUAAAUUCGAUAUUGUAGUUGCAUCAUAUGAAAUUAUUAUUAGAGAAAAGGCUGCCUUUAGAAAAUUUGAUUGGCAAUAUAUUAUUAUUGAUGAAGCACAUAGAAUUAAGAAUGAGGAAUCAAUGUUAUCUCAAGUAUUGAGAGAAUUUACCUCUCGUAACAGAUUAUUGAUUACUGGUACACCAUUACAAAAUAAUUUACAUGAAUUAUGGGCUUUAUUGAAUUUCUUACUACCUGAUAUAUUUGCGGAUUCACAAGAUUUUGAUGAUUGGUUUUCCUCAGAGAGUACUGAGGAUGAGAAGGACAAAAUUGUAAAGCAAUUACAUACAGUCCUACAACCAUUCUUGUUAAGACGUAUUAAGAAUGAAGUUGAAACUUCGUUGCUUCCUAAACAAGAAUUGAAUCUAUAUGUAGGAAUGUCAUCAAUGCAAAAAAAAUGGUAUAGGAAAAUUUUAGAAAAGGAUCUUGAUGCUGUGAACGGUGCCAACGGUAAUAAAGAAUCAAAGACUCGAUUAUUAAAUAUCGUGAUGCAAUUAAGAAAAUGUUGCAAUCAUCCUUAUUUAUUUGAUGGUGCUGAACCUGGCCCACCUUACACCACUGAUGAACAUUUAGUUUUCAAUUCUGCUAAAUUGUUAGUAUUGGAUAAAUUAUUAAGAAGGUUAAAAGAGGAUGGGUCUCGUGUUUUAAUUUUCAGUCAAAUGUCAAGAGUAUUGGAUAUCCUAGAAGAUUAUUGUUACUUGAGAGAUUAUAACUAUUGUAGAAUCGACGGGUCCACAGCACAUGAGGAUAGAAUCGAAGCCAUCGAUGACUAUAACGCUCCUGAUUCUGAUAAAUUUAUCUUUUUAUUAACUACACGUGCGGGUGGUCUUGGUAUUAAUUUAACUUCAGCGGAUAUUGUUGUAUUGUUUGAUUCAGAUUGGAAUCCACAAGCUGAUUUGCAAGCUAUGGAUAGAGCACAUAGAAUUGGACAAAAAAAACAAGUUAAAGUGUUUAGAUUUGUCACAGAUAAUUCUGUGGAGGAGAAAAUCUUGGAAAGAGCCACUCAAAAACUAAGAUUAGAUCAAUUGGUCAUUCAACAAAAUAAACCUUUAUCAAAGAAAAAGGAUAAAAAUAAUGGUAAAGAUGCAUUAUUGUCCAUGAUUCAACAUGGUGCUGCAGAUGUAUUUGAAACUGAAAGUAAUGAAUCUAGUAAUACAGGUACGCCUGCACCAGGUACUAUUAAAUCGGAAGCAUCAAAACAGCAUGAGGUAAACCUUGAUGAGUUGUUGGCAAAAUCUGAGACAAAGACAGAAUCCUUAAAUAGUAAAUACGAAUCUCUUGGAUUAGAUGAUUUACAAAAAUUUAAUCAAGAAUCUGCAUAUGAGUGGAACGGUGUUGAUUUUAAGAAAAAGACUCAAAACAAAGUAAUCAAACCAUUAUGGAUUAAUCCAACAAAACGUGAACGUAAAGAAAAUUAUUCUGUGGAUGGUUAUUAUAAGGAUGUUAUGAAUACUGGUAGAUCUAAUACGCCUACUCAUACUAGAAUGCCUAGAUUACACUAUUUUGCAUCACAUCAAUUUCAAUCACCACAAUUGAGAGUUCUGUAUGAGAAGGAUCGUAUGUGGGUUGCAAAGAAAGCUGGUUAUAAAGCAGUCGUUGAUGAUUUGAAGGCUGUCCUUGGUGAUUCAUACAAUGGUAAAGAUAGCGACGAUAUUAAAACUCAAAAGUUGCAAUUGUUACAACUGACGAUUGAUAAUGCAGAACCACUAACAGAAGAAGAAACUGAAUUGAAAGAGCAAUUGGAACAAGAAGGUUUUACAAAUUGGAAUAAGAUUGAAUUUAGAAAAUUUGUAUCAUUGAAUGGUAAAUAUGGUAGAAAAUCUAUUGAAUCUAUUGCAUCUGAGAUGAUUGCUACAAAGACUUUAGAGGAAGUACGUGAAUAUGCAGCUGCAUUUUGGUCACGUAUUGAAGAAAUAGAUGAUUAUGAAAAAUAUUUAAAUAUUAUUCAAACAGAUGAAGAAAAAAUUGAAAAAUUAAAAUUACAACAGGAAGCAUUACGUCGUAAAAUAGCACAAUGUGAAAAUCCAAUGUUUGAUCUUACUCUAGAACAUACACCUUCCAAAAAUUAUACUGAGGAAGAGGAUAGAUUUCUUUUGCUUAUGUUAUUUAAAUAUGGUUUAGAUCGUGAGGAUUUAUAUGAUGUGAUACGUCAAGAUAUUAAGACACAACCAUUAUUUGAAUUGGAUUAUAGUUUUAAACAAAAGACUGCAGCGGAAUUGUCACGUCGUGGUACCACAUUAUUACAAUGUCUAGAGAAAGAAUUUAAUUCUAAGAUUGUAAUGGAUGAAGAACUUCAAGAGAGACUUGUUGAAGAAGAUAUACUUGGCAAAAGAACGAGGGAAGAGAUGGUUGCUGCACGUCAACUUGAAUUAGAAGAAGAAAAUAAAAGGGUAAAAGUAGAGUAA